AUGCUAAAAAUCAUUAUCCCCACCGCUAUGCUUAUACCAAUAACAUGAUUAUCAAAACCUAACAUAAUCUGAAUUAACUCAACAGCCUACAGCCUACUAAUUAGUCUUAUUAGCCUCUCCCAUCUAAAUCAACUAGGUGAUAACAGCUUAAACUUCUCAUUAUUAUUUUUCUCAGACUCACUCUCUGCACCUCUACUGGUAUUAACAACAUGACUUCUGCCACUAAUACUCGUAGCCAGCCAAUCACACCUAUCAAAAGAAACCUUAACCCGAAAAAAACUAUAUAUUACAAUACUCAUCCUCCUACAACUCCUCUUGAUCAUAACAUUUACCGCCACAGAACUAAUUAUAUUCUAUAUUCUAUUUGAAGCCACAUUAAUCCCCACUUUAAUUAUCAUUACCCGAUGAGGCAACCAAACAGAACGACUAAAUGCUGGCUUGUAUUUUCUAUUUUAUACCCUAAUAGGCUCAUUACCUCUUUUAGUCGCACUAUUAUAUAUCCAACACACACUAGGAACCCUAAACUUCUUAAUCAUUCAAUACUGAGCCAAACCCAUCUCAACUACCUGAUCCAACAUUUUCCUCUGACUAGCAUGCAUAAUAGCAUUUAUAGUAAAAAUACCUUUAUACGGACUCCACCUCUGAUUGCCAAAAGCACAUGUUGAAGCCCCUAUCGCCGGCUCAAUAGUGCUUGCCGCCGUAUUAUUAAAGCUAGGGGGGUACGGAAUAAUGCGCAUCACAAUUUUACUAAACCCCACAACAAAUCAAAUAGCAUACCCCUUUAUAAUACUAUCCCUAUGAGGAAUAGUUAUAACAAGUUCUAUUUGUCUACGUCAAACAGACCUAAAAUCUUUAAUUGCAUACUCAUCUGUAAGCCAUAUAGCCCUAGUAAUUGUAGCAGUACUAAUCCAAACACCCUGAAGCUACAUAGGAGCCACAGCCCUAAUAAUUGCCCACGGACUAACUUCAUCCAUAUUAUUUUGUCUUGCAAACUCAAACUAUGAACGAGUACAUAGCCGAACAAUAAUCCUAGCACGAGGCUUACAAACUAUUCUUCCCCUGAUAGCUGCUUGAUGACUACUAGCCAGCCUCGCAAACCUAGCCCUACCGCCCACAAUUAACCUAAUCGGAGAACUAUUUGUAGUAAUAGCCUCUUUCUCAUGAUCCAACAUAACCAUUAUCCUCAUAGGUACAAACAUUAUCAUCACAGCCCUGUAUUCUCUCUAUAUACUCAUUACAACCCAACGAGGUAAGUACACACAUCACAUUAAAAAUAUUAACCCAUCAUUUACACGAGAAAACACCCUAAUAGCCCUACAUAUACUCCCCCUUCUCCUCUUAUCACUUAACCCCAAAAUUGUAUUAGGACCCAUUUAUU
Puma concolor (puma) is the source of this 1378-nucleotide messenger RNA. The record is from the annotation of a RefSeq genome assembly. NCBI's taxonomy places the organism in Eukaryota, Metazoa, Chordata, Mammalia, Carnivora, Felidae.